UACCAAAUCGACCACUUUCACGCCCGUCUGCCCGAUAUAUAUUCAGUUAUAUAUCUUCUCCACUUAUCUACUCAAGUUAAACAUUUCACUAUCGUUUAACAGCAGUCCCCAAUCUUAGCCUCCUUCCCUGUCAUUAUAUCAUAUAUGGACUCCCAUUACUAAACAGGUUAUAACGGAAGUCGUUUUUUUUCAAGUCUUUUUUUAUCAAUCUUUUUGUUGUUAAACUGUUUUUGUUCAUUGAUAAGACUUAAGAUUCAUCAAAACUCGAAUUUUUUUCCUUUCCUGUUAUUAUCCUCUUCUCCCAGAUCCACGUUAUAACGGUCCCGUUACGAAAGAAAAAAAUCUAUCAAUUCCUUUAGAAUAAUAUGGCAUUAGCUGAUAGAAGACCUUUAGGUAUUCCUGUAUCUGCCAUCCCCGCCUCCCCUUCAUUUAAUCCCAAGACUCUCAGCGUGAGUCCCUCCAUAACAUCCCCACCCGAAGACAAGAAUUACGAUGAUGCCAUCAAUCCUUUGACUCCUGAAAAAAGCUUGAGUCCUGGAGAGCUUUCUCCUACUUCCAGGAGCAUCUCGCCAGACUCGUUAAUGAAUAAUGAACUUUCUUCGCAACUCUUGAAAAAGUCUUAUUCUCGUGGUUCCACUCCCCCCACAUCGUCCUCCACGCCUCCAUCCACCCAGAACAUCACCAAAAAACCAAAAAACACAUCCAGAGCUCCCAUUGCAACCGGAAUUUCUACCACCAUCCCUGUGACCGGCGAAAAGCCCAGACCCGAACAGAAAAACGAUCCUUCACUCGAAGAUGACGUCUUGUAUGCCAUUUUUGUCAUCUUGUACGAAAAGGACCCUCUGGGCAGCGGAAUGACUGUCAAGCAGAUCUGCGACAUCUUGGUGGAGCAGCACCCCGAGAUGGCCAAUUUGUCCACCAAGACCUCCAACCUCGUCAGCGCAAAGUUGAACGCAUAUGUCAAGCGUGUGGAAAAAGGCGAAAACAACUUGAAAUAUGCCUUAUCCAGAGACUGGGCCGACGCUUCUCCCAAGAGAAUGGUGUAUGUCUACCGUGGCUUGUUGGCUGACGACUUCCAAGCCCAUGUCAAGAAGUUACAGGAAAUGCAAAAGCAAGACCAGUCCAGCAGAGACGACUUCUCGCAAUCGCCAAAGUCUGGCCUUUCCCAGGGCCCCAGGCCUCAGGUCAACGCUGAACUCAACUUGGAAGAUCCCUUGGAGGCAGGCAAGCAGGCCACCUUGGCCAAACCAAGAAGACAGACCAUGUUUGAUUUGGGCAUCACCAAGAACACGUUCUUGGAGGCUCCUAUCGACAAGUCCAACUUGUUUGUGCCUUACAACUCGGCCCCAGUCACUGCGUCGUUGACAGAAUCGAACUCAACCAACGAGAGCAACGACAGCAAGUCCCAUGAGCUGGACUUGGAGCUCGAGGACUUCGAGGUGUUCAACGACGACGACGAUGACGACGACCUUGUGUCUGGAGCCGGAGAUUUGUACAUCGACUCCAUCAAGAAGAACGGCAAAAGAUCCAAGUCUUUGUCGUACCUCUCGUUGAACAAGAAGUGCAAGAUUAUGACUGCUGCUGCUGCUGCUCCAAGAGCCUCCCGUGCCCCAAGCUCUCACAGUCCUAAUGCUGCUGCUGCUGCUGCUGCUUUGCAUGCGGCUGCUUUAAAGGCAAUCUCCAACCCUUCAUCGUCCGUCAGCUCUCCAAACUCCCUCAAAUCAUCCUGUAACAAAAAAUGGUUGAACGUGAUCAGAUCCGGGUUUUUAUCUCAAGAUAUUGGUGCUCCUGAGGAUAUCAGUUUGUCCGAUUUGGAUAAGUUUUUUGCAUAGUUUAUCGAGAAUUGAUUGAAUGAAUUCUGCACAUCCAGUUUCCAUUCGAAUAAUUCUUUGCUGCUUGUCCCCUUAGACUUCUGGUAUUUGGUUUCCACGAGUUUGCCCUUUUUCGUUGUUGUUGAUAUUUUUGUCCUCCUGUUGUAUCAUUUCUUCUAUUUGGGUCUUUUAACACAAUAAUUGAUUGGGUUGUAUUAUGGUUACUUUGUUAUUAUUUCCUUACCUCACUUGAGGUCAUCUCUAUUUCUCUGACUUCUUCAUCUGUAAAAUAUUGUGAUUAUGACUGGUAUAGCUAGUUUGAUGACUGUAUAAAAAAAUUUUGGCGUUCACCUCUGAUCUCUACUUCUAAUAUAAUGAUAACCAUAAUGA
Suhomyces tanzawaensis NRRL Y-17324 is the source of this 2201-nucleotide messenger RNA. RefSeq names its product Gds1p (gene GDS1). Lineage: Eukaryota; Fungi; Ascomycota; Pichiomycetes; Serinales; Debaryomycetaceae. Bases 366 to 1832 code for a protein of 488 amino acids. The record is from RefSeq and is a predicted model, not a curated record. The transcript is spliced from 2 exons.